Aspergillus japonicus CBS 114.51 is the source of this 738-nucleotide messenger RNA. RefSeq lists its product as uncharacterized. The transcript has a single exon. NCBI's taxonomy places the organism in Eukaryota, Fungi, Ascomycota, Eurotiomycetes, Eurotiales, Aspergillaceae. The record is from RefSeq and is a predicted model, not a curated record. The coding region runs from base 1 to 738 and encodes 245 amino acids.
AUGACUCUCUGGCGGACCGUCACAAGCGCAGGUUCGCCUAGCUUGCUAGCGAUUGAAACUAUCAGUGACUCUGCGUACUUCUCUCUCGACGUCACUGAAGGGAGCGAGGGGAAUAAAUCUGUCGCAUGGGCCUGGAUCAAAGUUGUUGACAAGCAAAUCACCCAGCUAGAGCUAUACGCGAACCGCUCCCGCGGCGAUCACGGCUUCCCUUUCUCCGCCGUGGAGCUGCCUAGGAACUAUGAGCGCUGGAUGUCGCCACCAGCCGAUCGUGAUAAUGCGACUCGCGCAGUGUUAGAAAGCCUCGGCGCAGCAACCUUCAAUCCAAAUGACACGAUCUCGGUUACCGUCGCCGACGAUUGCCAAUUUACCGAAGAAGGUUGGAGCGUCAUUGUUCCUGGCCCGGAUGGAGAUGGGUCGACUACUCCGCUGGGAUGUAGCUGGAGACAGCAUCGAUCUGCUGAUGCGGAUGCACGGCUCAACCUGGUCAUUGAUGAGCAAUACGGUAUCGUUGUUACUGGCGCCAUCAUCCCAGGCAAGAUCUGCCCAUAUGGGGAGAUUUCUGCCUUCAUACCCAACGAUAUGAAAGAGGCCCAGGCGCAGCAGGACGAGUGGUUGGCAAAAAGCAAGCUCCAGGCAACACGUCGCUGCUGGCUUCUACCGCAGCCACGGGUGAGACUCUCCAAGUCUUUCAAUGUUACAACGGCAAGCUACAAGGCCAGCAGGUUAUGCUCUAUCUGA